GGCGAAACAUAAAAAAAAAGUUUUUUUUCAGUGUUUGUACCAAUAUAAAACUAAUUAUUAUUAUUAUUAUUAUUAUUAUUAUUAUUAUUAUUAUUAUUAUUAUUAUUAUUUACUGUCACUCUGUGACUAUUUCAUCAGAUUUACGUGCGAGUCAAAUUUGUAGAUAAUCCCUAGCAGUGAUCCUGCUGUUCUGAAUUGGAGCCGUUAUUCCGGUUUUCAAAAUUUAACCAUAACAAAAGGCAAAAGUUUGUCGGUGGAAUUAUUUUUAUUACUAUUUUUUUUAAAAUUUAAAACCGAAGUACGUUACAUCUGCGAGUACUAGUACGACCACUACAACAACUAAUAAAGUCACUAAGAUAAAGUUAUCGCGGACGCUGUUAUGUGUGAUGUUGAAGAAUGACACCCUGGGAUCUUUCAAGAAGCUGCUUGAUGAGAUUCUGGGAUCAAUAAGCUACUAACACCAAACGAGCAAGAUGAGCCGAAUGGCCUCCUCUCGUUUGUAAACUUUCUAAUGUGUGCGGUGGAGACGCAGUAUGACCUGCAAGUAGUCAUUAACACUAGCAACCGAGGCGAGUUAUAAUAUUUAGAAAUGUUAAAAUUUGGAAGAACACGGUCUCCCUUAAUUGGAAAAGGUGGUGCGAGAGGCAUUUCGUUAAUCUACGGGACUCAAUUGGCUGGCAGAGGAAGUGAUCACAAAUUGCGUUUGGAUUUUCCCGAAGACGACGAAGUUCAGUUUGACACCUCGGAUUUGCCUGACGAAUGUGAAGUUGUGAUGGGCACCAAGAAAUACCCCUCGAUGGCGGAGCUCAGUGCAGCGAUUCCAAACCAGCUCCUCCUGGGGUCUCUGCUGGAACACCUGUGCAGCUUCUAUGAGAAAGACCCACAGCGCUCACGAGUUCUGUUUAAAGAGAUAUGUCAUAAAAUGGUUGCAAUGGACUUGAUUUCUCCUUAUGCAUUCAACGAUGAGUUCAGCACUGUAAGGCUGCAGCACAACCAAGCUGUUGCAGAGCUGCUCCAAGCAGCAAGCCGCACGCUACAUCCACAGGAACUGAGACUUACUGAGGCAGAUUCCCAAAGCCAUACGUUGAGGAGUAAAGACAGAAUUUUCAAAGCACAGACAUCUCGAUACCUCAGUGAGUUUGAAGAGAUUGUCAAGAUUGGGAAAGGAAGCUAUGGGAAAGUAUUUAAGGUUAAAAACAAGCUGGAUGGUCAGUUUUACGCAGUGAAGAAGGUUAUUAUCGGGAAAGCUACAAGGGACGAUUGUGUAAAGGUUCUCAGAGAAGUUAAAGUACUGGCUGGUCUUCAGCAUGCUAAUAUUGUGGGGUAUCAUACGGCCUGGAUGGAGCAUGUGCAGCCACUACUGGUAACAACCUCAUCGUCCUGUUUUCAUAAGUUGCCAGCACUGGAGAAGCCAUCAAAGCAAGAAAAUGUGGAAAACAGCAGCUCUUCUAUAGUCUUCGUCAACUCCAGCGCUUCAGCUGACGCUAAAGAAGCACUGCCCAAACUAGACUGGCCAAGGGACAGUUCACAGGGUACCUCAGCAUCUCAGAGGGUCAACGGGUCCCUAGAGGAGAAGCAUGGCCUCCGUGGAUUAUCUGCACACUGUCGUAAAGGAAUGGUGGAGUCCGAGGAGGUGAUUCCCUGUGUGUACAUUGGAUCCCCCAGGACUGAAGCAUUCAAUGCAGACAGGAGCUUGGAUGGGUCUGCGCACACAGACUGGGGGGACUGGAUCAAUAACAGCUCCUGCACAGGGAGCGACAGCCAGCUCUGGAGUGAGCAGUGCCCACAGAAGGACAGGCGUGUACACAGAUACUCGGAGGUGCAGUUCCACCUCAUGCUGUACAUGCAGAUGCAGCUCUGUGAGAUCUCUCUGCAGGACUGGAUUUUAAACAGAAACACAGGGCCAAGAGAAAAUUCUGCUACUAAUGGUCCCUACUGCCUUGUUGAUGCUGAACGGACAAUAAGCAUCUUUCAACAAAUACUGAAAGGUGUAGAUUACAUUCACUCCAGAGGAGUCAUGCACAGAGACUUAAAGCCCAGAAACAUUUUUCUUCAUGGACACGACUGCCAUGUCCGUAUUGGUGAUUUUGGGCUCGCUUGCAGAGAUAUGAUCAUUGAAGAUAACGAACAGCUGUCUCCAACCACAGAGACUAGCGGUUCGGCACAUACCUCAGGAGUCGGUACUUACGUUUAUGCUGCACCUGAACAACUUGAAGGAUCCUAUUACGACUCAAAGUCUGAUAUGUACAGCGUGGGCAUACUGGCUCUGGAACUGUUCCUUCCUUUUGGAACGGAGAUGGAGAGGGUGAAGACCCUGACUGCACUGCGGGAGGGGAUGAUUCCCGGCUCCUUCACUCAGCAGUGGCCUGUUCUCACUAAACACAUCAAGCUGCUGAUCAGCAAGGCGCCUUCCUGCAGACCGUGUGCAGCACAGCUACUGCAGAGCGAGCUCUUUCAACACACAGAAGAGGUUAUUCUUAAUUUGCAAAGGAAAGUGGAAGAACAGAGAGAAGAAAUUGUAAAGCUGAAGGAACAGAUCAGUCUGCUUCAGAAAGGCCAGGGACAAUUGGACAAGACUACUUAAAAGCUGCCUGAAUCGAAUGUAUGGCACUGUAAAAUGUGCUUUUUACAAUUUCAAGACCUUUUUUUAAAAAAAAAAGUGUAACUAUUUAAAUCUGUUGCAAAAUAUUUAAUAAUUAUAUUCAGUUUGUUUUCAUGCAUGUACAGUAUUCCUAGUUGUAAAGAGAUUCUAAUAAACAUACAUGGGUAUACAGAAUUUACUAGAACACCCUUUACACUUCUGCAUUCAUUUAGACCUCUCAAAACAAAAUGUGCAUAUUACAAAUAAUUAAUAGGGGCCAGAGGUAAUAGGAUGUGGCCCUUGGUACCGACAACAUUUAUUUCACCCAGUUGUUGGUCUUAAUAGACAUGUUUCUGGAAACGUUAAAAUCAACAAUUCUAUAUUUAUAAAAGCAAAAAGACUAACGCCCAUAACAAGUGUACAGUAAAAGUGACAUCAGCCUGCAGAAAGAAGCACGGCACAAAUGAUUUGCUUGUAAACACUGUUUAAAGUUCUUUAUUACAGAAGUUAACAUUGCACCCAUUAGGUAAAGACCCAAAUAAUUCUAAACCGGUUAUUAAAACAGCACGCCGAUAUUGUAUAGACACAAGGUCGACACCUCUUCUCCUUCUGUUUGAGACUAACCAACGACCUCAGGUUUAAAUACCACAGUGUAUCACCUCCUAACUCAACUCACUUCAGCAACUUGGAAGUGGCGCUGAAAUGCUCCAGAUUCCCACAGCACUUCAUCCACUUCUGGACUUUGACAGGGAUGGCUGGACUGCAGCACGGAGCACUGUGAAGCUAGCAACAAUAAGCAACAACAGCAACUUCCGGUACAACUUAUUUCAGCAUCUCACUCCAGAAGCGAUGUUUUUUUCCCCCAGAUAAAAGUCUCUCGUUGCUCUCAUACAGCGGUUGUCUCUAACUCCUGUCAAUCUCAGUUAACGGUUGGAGGAGAAAGAAGCAGCAAACAGAGCACAAAACAGCACGAAAAUAGCAAUAUUUCAAUCUACGUGGAAG
Messenger RNA from Acipenser ruthenus (sterlet), 3583 nucleotides. It is a transcript of the gene eif2ak1, whose product is annotated as eukaryotic translation initiation factor 2-alpha kinase 1. Lineage: Eukaryota; Metazoa; Chordata; Actinopteri; Acipenseriformes; Acipenseridae. The coding region runs from base 590 to 2584 and encodes 664 amino acids. Gene Ontology annotation, molecular function: ATP binding; protein kinase activity. Gene Ontology annotation, biological process: protein phosphorylation. The transcript is spliced from 15 exons. The record is from RefSeq and is a predicted model, not a curated record.